AUGGCGCUUCGUAAGAUCGGCGACGACCCGUUGGACCGAGCGCGCAAGCUCGCGAUCACACGAGCCGAGGCUCUGGAGGCUGAACGCGACGCCGAAGCCCGGGCAGCGUUCGAGGCGACGUUUAAACGCGCGAGAGGCCCGCCACCUACUUUACCACCGACUGGGAAAUCCUUUAGAGAUGUCGAUCGCUUGACGGCUAGCGCGGAACAAGACGCGCAAGAGCGGGCGUUAAAGCUAGCGAUGACGAUCGUGGACGAGGAGACGAAAGAUGAGCUUCGGUCGAGCGGUUUGGGACCUGGGGUGAGUGAUCCAUUGCGGGCGGUCGCGCGAGGGCCGGGCGUGGGCGGAGGCGUCUCAGGACGGGAGACGGAGUUCACCGUCAUUUCGAGAGAUGAAAGGGAUGAGGCGGUCGAAGUCGGUGGGUCUAAAGUAGAUUUUACUGUUCGUAGAGGGAGCGGCGUGCGGGCGAUCGAGAUCGCGACGGGGGAGGGGAGGGAUGUCGGCGACGGGACGUACGUGUGCACGUACACCGUGAACGCCCGAGGCGAUUACUUUGUCGAGGUGCGGAUGAACGGAAUCGAGAUCUCAGGAUCGCCGUUCGAGGUGUUUUAUACCGCUUCGAUGGAUGGCCCGAUGAUGAGCGAGCGUCGGGCGUUCGUGGUGCCGAACCGCGCGGGCGGGGCGGAGUUGGCGGCGCUCGGGCUGUGCCGGGACUUUCUAGUGGGCAAGUGCGAUCGCGUAAUCUGCAAGUUUAGACACGACGCGCCGCCGCCACCGCCGCCGCUGCCGACGGAUUCGGACGCAGUCGGCGUUGGGUUCGGGGCGCCCGCGGUGGCUCCAGAAGAGUUGAGACGCACGGCGCACGUGUCAAACUAUCCCUCGGCGCUCACAGUGGAGCAGGUGAAGCAGUUGUUCUCGUUCUGUGGGACCAUCGUGGAGUGUCGCGAGGGGCCUUCGGGGAAGAACUUUGCCUUCAUCGAGUUCGAGUCGAAUAAAGAAGCCUUGGCGGCGCUGGCUCUAAACGGGAUGAACGUGGGCGGGAGGAACAUUCGAGUAGAGUUGGCGAAGACGCCGAGGCUCAUGCCACGCGCGACGGUACCCAGUCCAGCCCCGAUCGCGCCCCCGAUGGCAGCGGCGGAGGCAGCAGCGGCGGCGGCGGCGCGAGCAGCGGCUAUCUCUGCGCGUUUGGUGGCCAAGUCAGAGGGGCAAGGCGCGGGAGUGCGUCACAAACCAUAUUGA
This is a messenger RNA of Ostreococcus tauri, 1239 nucleotides long. RefSeq names its product Filamin/ABP280 repeat-like. The record is from RefSeq and is a predicted model, not a curated record. The coding region runs from base 1 to 1239 and encodes 412 amino acids. Lineage: Eukaryota; Viridiplantae; Chlorophyta; Mamiellophyceae; Mamiellales; Bathycoccaceae. The transcript has a single exon. Gene Ontology annotation, molecular function: protein binding; metal ion binding; RNA binding.